Messenger RNA from Brassica oleracea var. oleracea, 1133 nucleotides. Its product is annotated as PI-PLC X-box domain-containing protein DDB_G0293730. Bases 9 to 1133 code for a protein of 374 amino acids. Lineage: Eukaryota; Viridiplantae; Streptophyta; Magnoliopsida; Brassicales; Brassicaceae. Gene Ontology annotation, molecular function: phosphoric diester hydrolase activity. Gene Ontology annotation, biological process: lipid metabolic process. The record is from RefSeq and is a predicted model, not a curated record. The transcript has a single exon.
UCUCAAACAUGGAUUUUUUCAAAAAUUUGGCAGACUCUUUUGUAAAAGAAGUGGUCGAUCCAACGGUAUCUUUUGCAGAAGAUUCUGCAAGAACUGUUGUAAGAGAAGUGGUAGAUCCAACAGUGGCUUUUGUAGAAGAUUCUGCAAGAACCGUUGUAAGAGAAGUGAUAGAUCCGGCCGUAGCGGUCAUCGAAACCCAGUUCCAGCGGCCACGAGACGUCACUGAGCAAGAAAAAAUCCUAGACAAUCUCCUCGCAUCCAACGGUUCACGUUUCCCUGGCGACGACUACCAUUCCCCCGACCGGAAAAACUGGAUGGCCCAUCUCUCCGUAGAGAAACUGACUCUUAACAAGAUCGUAUGGCCAGGGACGCACGACUCAGCCACGAACGGAAUCGGGAUAGACGUGGUAACUCGUCCCUUGGGUGAGUGCCAAACGCUCUCCAUCUACGAGCAGCUAGUUCGUGGAACACGACUCCUCGACGUCCGUGUACAAGAGGAUCGCCAUAUCUGCCACGGGAUCUUGGCGUCAUACAACGUAGACUUCGUCAUCGACGACGUCAUCAGAUUCUUGUCGGAGACUCACUCGGAGAUCAUUAUCCUAGAGAUAAGGACGGAGUACGGACACAAAGACCCUCCGGAGUUUGAAAGUUACUUGACUAACAAGUUAGGUCAAUUCUUGAUACAUCAAGACGAUAACUUGUUCAACAAGUCACUAUCCGAGAUCUUGCCGAAAAGGGUUAUUUGCAUCUGGAAACCUAGAGAGUCCCCAAGGCCGAGCCGCGGUGGACUUCUCUGGAACUCUGACUAUCUAAAAGAUAACUGGAUCGAUACGGAUCUUCCAUGGACGAAGUUUCAAAGCAAUAUGAACCAUUUGAAAGACCAACCAUCGUUAUCUUCUAGAAGAUUCUUUUACCGGGUUGAGAAUACACUUACGCCACAAGCAGAUAACGUGGUUGUGUGGGUCAGACCCGUGACUGAUCGUAUCCGAAGGUGCGCAAGGCUCUUCAUCUCUAGGUGUAUAGCCGAGGGAUGUAUAGAUAAGUUGCAGAUUUUUUCGACGGACUUUAUCGAUGAGGAUUUCUUUGAUGCCUGCGUUGGGCUUACAUACGCUAGAAUCAAUGGAAGAAUUUGA